Molecule: messenger RNA, 1784 nt
Organism: Spathaspora passalidarum NRRL Y-27907
Lineage: Eukaryota; Fungi; Ascomycota; Pichiomycetes; Serinales; Debaryomycetaceae
Gene: ILV1
Product: threonine ammonia-lyase
Exons: 1
Coding region: 20-1738 (572 amino acids)
Biological process (GO): L-threonine catabolic process
Molecular function (GO): pyridoxal phosphate binding; threonine deaminase activity
Source: RefSeq, a predicted model, not a curated record
ACUCCUUCAAAACCACAUUAUGUUAAGGCUAUCAGUUCCUUCAAUUGCCUUAAAGAAGCAAUUGACUGCUAGCAAUGUCAGUCGAUAUGCAUAUAUGCAAUCUCGCCGAUUGUUGAGUACGCCAAGUGUAGAAACACCAGCCCAACAACGAUGGUCUGAAUUGCCAAAACAGGAUUUCACCCCAGAAGGUGAACCAGAUUAUCUCAAGCUCAUCUUGACUUCGCGAGUAUAUGACGUUGUCGAUGAGGCCGGUACCCCACUUACACACGCCAUUAACUUGUCGCAUCGUUGUGGUGCCAAUAUUUUCAUGAAGCGAGAAGAUCUACUUCCUGUAUUCUCCUUCAAGUUGCGUGGUGCAUACAAUAUGAUUGCCCAUUUGCACGCCAAUUCCAAACAACCAAUUGCCGGGGUCAUUGCUUGUUCGGCUGGUAACCACGCUCAAGGUGUUGCUUAUUCGGCCAAUAAGUUGGAUAUCCCCGCCACCAUCGUCAUGCCUACUCCUACCCCUUCGAUUAAGUACACCAAUGUUUCUCGUUUAGGUUCGCAAGUUGUGUUGUUUGGAGACGAUUUUGAUUCUGCCAAGGGCGAAUGUGCCCGAUUGAGUAGCUUGAAUGGCUUGAUUGACAUCCCCCCAUUUAACCACCCCUAUGUCAUUGCUGGUCAAGGUACCAUUGCCCUUGAGCUCACGAGACAGUUGCGCUUGGAUAAAUUGUCGGCGUUGUUUGUUCCUGUCGGUGGUGGAGGGUUGAUUGCCGGUGUGGCUGUGUACUUGAAGAAGAUUGCUCCUCAUGUCAAGAUUAUCGGGGUGGAAACAUAUGACGCUGAUGCAUUGUAUCAAAGUCUUAAGAAUAAUAAACUGACUGUGUUGGAUAAAGUGGGGUUAUUUGCUGACGGUACCGCAGUCAAGGUUUUGGGUGAUGAAACUUGGAGACUAUGUCAAGGAUUGGUUGAUGAAGUUGUCCGUGUAGACACUGAUGAAUUGUGUGCUGCCAUUAAGGAUAUCUUUGAAGAUACCAGACUGAUUACCGAACCAUCGGGUGCAUUGUCUGUUGCUGGUCUCAAGCGUUAUAUUCAAGACCAUCCGGAAAUCGACCAUCGUGAAAAGACGUACGUUCCUAUUUUGUCUGGUGCCAAUAUGAAUUUCGACAGAUUAAGAUUUGUCAGUGAACGUGCUGUUCUUGGUGAAGGUAAGGAAAUUUCAUUUGCUGUGACCAUUCCAGAAAAGCCAGGUGAGUUUGCCAGGUUGCAAAAGAUAAUUAAUCCAAGAGCCAUUACCGAAUUUUCGUACAGAUGCAGCGGUGAAUCCAAGGCCAACAUUUUUGUGUCCUUCAAUGUCAUUGAUCAAGACCGUGAAAAGUCAACUAUACUUGAAGCCAUGGAAUCUACCGGAUACAAUGUCGUUGAUAUUUCCAAUAACGAACUUGCUAAGUCCCAUGGAAGAUAUCUUGUUGGUGGUAAGUCUCAUGAUCAACGAUACAAGACAGAAAAGAUUUUCCAAUUUGAAUUCCCUGAGAAGCCCAACGCCUUGUUUAAUUUCUUGCAAGCAUUAAAGAGUGACUGGGACAUCAGUUUGUUCAACUACAGAAACCACGGGCACGAUGUUGGUAAGGUCUUGUGUGGGUUUGUGUUGCCCGAGGGUUCGGAAGAAGAGUUCCAAGUAUUUUUGAAGGAGUUGGGCUAUGUCUACGUGGAAGAAACUGACAAUGUGUUCUACCAGAAGUUUUUAAAAAGUGAUUAGAAAAUAAAUAAAUAUAUAUAUGUACAAGAUUAUAUCUAAUCUUUUC